AUGAUCCAAGAAGUUCUUCUAAAUAACCAUGACUCAUUGGAAGACGUCGAGAAACACGUGAAGUCGUGUCCGGAUUGUAGUUCAAGUAAGAGCAAACCACAGGCGAGAGGGUAUUCUCCUGGCAACAUUCUCGCCGAACGACCAUUCCAGAUUGUCUCGAUGGACUUCGUAAUUCCGCUGUCGAAAUCUCGACGAGGCAACACGGCGCUGCUGUGUACUUUCACUGGAUCCGUCAUUGCUAAACCGAUGUCGGACACCACGGCAUUCAAAGUCGCACAAGUAUUCGAAGAAAGCAUUUACCGAAGAUUUGGGGCACCGUCAUUAAUAAGGCAUGAUAGGGAUCCCCGCUUUAUGAGCGAAGUAUUCCAAGCGUCUGCCGAGAUGAUGCAGUCAAGAUCUUAUCGGCCACAAGCCAACGGGCAGCAAGAAAGAUCAGUUAAGACGGUAAUACAGCCUGUAAAAGUCUAUGCCGAAGACCCACUUCAGCAAGACUGGGACGAGAUAGCAGAGCAUCUAGUUUUCGCCAUCAACAACUCAAUGGAUACUACUCGAAAGGAAACAUCUUUCUACUUAGUUCACGGAUGGGAUGCCAGCUCGACAAUGAAGGCGAUGACGUCGUGUCUUCGACACGGAACUCCGAAGCAGUCCGAAGCCCUGGUGUGGCGUCGAGAAGUCAACCGACAACAGGAAGUUGCGUGGCGAAUGACCCAAGAGUACCAGCAUACUGAAAAGUCACGAAGAGCAAGACUUCACAAUAAUGCACUGAGUAAAAUGGAGAAAGUGGCAUUGCAAAACGAAGAUGCAGAGAGCCCGACACGCCAAGACGGCGAGGACUCAGCGACCAAAUCGAAAUCGAGCAAGAAGAAGUUGUUCGAAGCAGGAAGUCGAGCUUGA
Messenger RNA from Phytophthora megakarya, 894 nucleotides. NCBI's taxonomy places the organism in Eukaryota, Oomycota, Peronosporomycetes, Peronosporales, Peronosporaceae. The record is from the annotation of a GenBank genome assembly.